Molecule: messenger RNA, 2643 nt
Organism: Humulus lupulus (European hop)
Lineage: Eukaryota; Viridiplantae; Streptophyta; Magnoliopsida; Rosales; Cannabaceae
Product: monosaccharide-sensing protein 2-like
Exons: 6
Coding region: 251-2464 (737 amino acids)
Biological process (GO): transmembrane transport
Cellular component (GO): membrane
Molecular function (GO): myo-inositol:proton symporter activity
Source: RefSeq, a predicted model, not a curated record
AAAAGAUUUUUUUCUUCUUUUAUUUUAAUAAAAAAUAUUGUUUGAAAGAAAGAUCAAGUGUGGCCCAACCUCCUCAAAGCUAAUAACCCUUUUGAGUUCCAAUUCUGGGUGCUUAUAAUUUGUAACAUAUAAAGCAUUAUCUGACACCCCUUUUGGCUUUGGCUCUCAAAAUCAAGCACAAAUCGAUCUGGGUUAUUGGGUUAGAUUAAUAGGAUUUUGAGGAACUUGACUUGUAUAUCAGUUGAAAAAGAUGAAAGGAGCUGCCCUUGUGGCUAUUGCUGCUACAAUUGGUAACUUUCUCCAAGGCUGGGAUAAUGCUACAAUUGCUGGGGCUAUUGUUUACAUAAAGAAGGAUCUGGCUUUGGAAACAACUGUGGAAGGCUUAGUUGUGGCCAUGUCACUCAUUGGAGCAACAGCCAUUACAACAUGCUCUGGAGCUAUAUCAGAUUGGCUUGGCCGAAGGCCAAUGUUGAUUGCCUCAUCUAUUCUCUACUUCAUAAGUAGUUUGGUGAUGUUGUGGUCUCCCAAUGUGACUGUCCUAUGCAUAGGAAGGCUUUUAGAUGGUUUUGGAAUUGGUCUAGCUGUUACUCUUGUUCCUAUCUACAUAUCUGAGACCGCUCCUUCAGAAAUAAGGGGAUUGCUAAACACUCUUCCACAGUUCACCGGUUCAGGCGGCAUGUUUCUAUCUUACUGUAUGAUUUUUGGAAUGUCACUGUUGGACUCACCUAGCUGGAGGUUGAUGCUCGGAGUUCUAUCCAUUCCCUCUCUUAUUUACAUUGUUUUUACCAUCUUUUACUUGCCUGAGUCUCCUCGGUGGCUUGUGAGUAAAGGCAAGAUGAUCGAGGCGAAAAAAGUUCUUCAGCAAUUACGCGGGGUGGAUGACGUUUCAGGGGAGAUGGCUUUACUGGUAGAAGGUCUGGGAAUUGGAGGUGAAACUUCUAUAGAGGAGUACAUUAUAGGCCCUGCCUAUGAACUUCAAGAUGGCCAAGAAGAUAGUGAGAAAGACAGAAUCAGGUUGUAUGGACCAGACAAGGGUCUUUCCUGGGUUGCCAAACCUGUAGAAGGACAGAGUUCUCUUGGUCUUGUCUCUCGCCAUGGAAGCCUGGCAAACCAAAGCAUGUCUCUAAUGGACCCUCUAGUGACUCUAUUUGGUAGCGUCCAUGAAAAGCUCCCUGAGACAGGCAGUACGAGAAGUAUGCUCUUUCCAAAUUUCGGCAGCAUGUAUAGCACAGCCGAUACUCGGGUUAAGCAUGACCAUUGGGAUGAGGAGAGCUUGCAAGGACAAGGUGAGGAUUACAUGUCAGACGCUGCAGACGCAGACUCAGAUGACAAUCUGCACAGUCCCUUGAUUUCGCGUCAGACCACAAGCAUGGAAAAGGAGAUGGUACAUCCUGCUUCCCACGGAAGUAGUUUGAGCAUGAGAGGCCAUAGCACGCUUGUGGAGGGGGGAGGGGAGACGGUCGGCAAUACAGGUAUUGGUGGCGGCUGGCAGUUGGCAUGGAAAUGGUCGGAGAAAGAAGGUGAGGACGGAAAGAAGGAAGGAGGAUUCAAAAGGAUUUAUCUCCAUGAGGGAGUCCCUGUUUCUCGACGUGGAUCUCUUGUUUCACUUCCUGGUGCUGAUAUUCCUGCAGAAGACGAGGUAAUCCAGGCUGCUGCGCUUGUAAGCCAGCCUGCUCUUUAUUCAAAGGAGCUCAUGGAUAAGUACAAUGUUGGACCUGCAAUGGUUCACCCAUCCGAAACUGCUUCAAAAGGGCCUGUUUGGGCUGCUCUUCUUGAACCCGGGGUUAAGCAUGCAUUAAUUGUUGGAGUAGGAAUUCAAAUCCUUCAACAGUUUUCUGGAAUAAAUGGGGUUCUGUACUACACUCCUCAAAUUUUGGAAGAGGCAGGUGUUGAAGUUCUUCUUUCGAACAUGGGACUUGGUACAGAGUCUGCUUCAUUUCUCAUAAGUGCAUUCACAACCUUGUUGAUGCUUCCUUGUAUAGGUGUAGCCAUGAGGCUUAUGGACAUCUCUGGUCGGAGGCGGCUGCUGCUGGUCACAAUCCCAGUGCUCAUAGUGUCAUUGACAAUUCUAGUAAUCGGGAAUUUAGUAAGUUUGGGGACCAUUGUUCAUGCAGUAAUCUCAACAGUCUGUGUUGUGGUAUACUUUUGUUGCUUCGUGAUGGCGUAUGGACCGAUACCAAACAUCCUUUGCUCAGAGAUCUUCCCAACUAGAGUUCGUGGCCUCUGCAUUGCCAUCUGCGCGCUGGCGUUCUGGAUAGGCGACAUUAUCGUCACCUACUCACUGCCUGUGCUGCUGACUUCAAUAGGGUUGGCCGGCAUCUUUGGAAUCUUUGCUGUGGUGUGCCUCGUCUCUUGGAUUUUUGUCUUCUUAAAGGUUCCUGAAACGAAAGGCAUGCCUCUUGAGGUCAUUACUGAGUUCUUUUCUGUUGGUGCAAGACAAGCUGCUGAGGCAAAGAGUGACUGAAUGAGCCAUUGGAAGCACUCGACAUUCCUUUCUUUCCAAGAGAUUUCUAGAAGGCCAACUAAACAUUUCUAUUUUUCUCCCUUCAAUUUUGAAUUAGUGUAUAAUUAAAAACAAAUUAUUCGAAGAUUCAUCUUAUUUAAAAAUAAAAAGUAAAAAGCAUCCUAUUUUUAUUUUUCGAA